AUGGCCGCAGAUGCGUCGGAAAGGAAGGCUCUGAGAUACCAACAGACCCUGCUGUAUGGGGAAUACCGUGAGCACCCGGGUGGGUCUGGCCGGAGAGAGGCCACCCGACUUCUAACAGAGAGACAAUGGAAGAAACACCACCACCACCACCAUCACCAUGGCCACCAUCCACAGCAUCACCGUGGCCACCAUCACCACGGGCACCACCAUGGCCACCACCACGGUCACACACAUGGACACGGGCACCACAGCAGGCACAGGGGUCGGCAUCACUCAGACGAGGUGGGACAUGUACAAAUGGCUACAGAGCAAGGCAACCCUUUGUCUAUAAAGAAACGUCGCUCCUACUCAAAGUGCAGAGACUGUGUAGCACGGGUACAGAGGUUCCUGGUCACCAAGCUGGGAGAGGACUGGAUUUUUCUGGUGCUGCUGGGCAUCUCAAUGGCGCUGGUCAGCUGGACCAUGGACUACACCAGUGCCAAAAGUCUACAAUUGUAUAAGUGGAUUCACUGGGAGCUGAGGGGUAAUGUCCUGCUCCAGUACCUGGCUUGGGUCAGCUAUCCCAUGGCGCUCAUCAUGUUCGCCUCCUUCUUCUGCCACCUGGUCGCCCCACAAGCCAUCGGCUCUGGUAUUCCUGAGCUGAAGACCAUUCUCAGAGGGGUAGUGUUGAAGGAGUAUCUGACCGUCAGGGCUUUUACUGCCAAGGUCAUUGGUCUGACUGCAGGUCUGGGCAGUGGGAUGCCAGUAGGGAAAGAGGGCCCAUUUGUUCAUAUCGCCAGCAUUUGUGCUGCUGUGCUGAGCAAGUGUAUGACGUUCUUCUCAGGAGUCCAUCAGAGCCCAUACUGCUACACAGACAUCCUUACAGUUGGCUGUGCGGUUGGGGUGGGUUGCUGUUUCGGUACCCCUCUUGGAGGGGUGCUGUUCAGCAUCGAGGUGACGUCCACUUACUUUGCCGUGAGGAACUACUGGAGAGGCUAUUUCGCCGCCACCUUCAGUGCGUUCAUAUUCAGAGUGCUCUCUGUGUUCAACAAAGACGCAGUCACCAUCACUGCUCUCUUCCGCACCAAGUUCCGCAUGGACUUCCCCUUUGACCUCCAGGAGCUGCCUGCAUUUGCCAUCAUCGGGAUCUCCUGCGGCUUCCUGGGGGCCUUCUUCGUCUGGCUGAACCGCCAGGUGGUGCUGUUCAUGAGGAAACCCAACGCCAUGACACGCUUCCUCACCAGACACCGACUGAUUUUCCCCGGUGUUGUGACCUUAGUGAUAGCCAGCUUGACCUUUCCCCCUGGAUUUGGACAGUUCAUGGCUGGAGAGCUAAUGCCCAGAGAAUGCAUCAACUCCCUGUUCGACAACUUCACCUGGACCAAAAUCUGGGGCUCCCCCCCUCCCCCCGGCCUGGGGCGCUCCUCUGCCUGGCUGCACCCCGACGUCAGCGUCUUUGUCAUCCUCCUCCUCUUCUUCAUCAUGAAGUUUUGGAUGUCUGCUGUUUCGACGACGAUGCCCAUCCCUUCUGGAGCCUUCAUGCCUGUCUUCAUACUCGGAGCCUCUUUUGGGCGGCUCGUGGGGGAGAUCAUGGCUGCCCUCUUCCCCGAUGGGAUUCUGUUUGAUGGAAUCUUGUACCGCAUCAUCCCAGGAGGGUACGCAGUCAUUGGAGCGGCGGCACUGACCGGGGCGGUGACCCACACGGUGUCCACGGCGGUUAUCUGCUUUGAGCUGACGGGCCAGAUCUCCCACAUCCUGCCCAUGAUGGUGGCCGUGAUCCUGGCUAACAUGGUGGCCCAGGGCCUGCAGCCCUCGCUCUACGACUCCAUCAUCCAGAUCAAGAAACUGCCUUACCUCCCUGAGCUGGGCUUUGGACACAUCAGCCAGUAUAACAUCUUUGUGGAGGACAUCAUGGUUAGGAAAGUGAAGUUUCUCUCAUUACAGUCCACCUACAGGGAGUUGAUACACCUCCUGGAUUCCACUUCUCUCAAAACGAUACCACUAGUGGAUUCAACAGACUCUAUGAUCCUUUUGGGCUCCAUCGAGCGGUCAGAGCUCCACGCUCUCUGUGAUUGGUGGCUCUCUGCAGAGAGGCGGAUCCUCAGGCAGGAACAGCGUUUGCAGGAACAGAACCAGUAUGCCAAAGACAGCUGGGAAUCCUUUGCCUUUGUGGAUGAAGAUGACGAGGAGAGUGGAGAUAAGAGUACCCCAGUUCAGGAAGAGAGCAAUGGCCCCCUGCCAUCUCCUAAACCACAGGAGCCCUUGUCCAAUCACACAGCUCCUGAAAAGAGCCAUCUUCAGUCUGUUAGGAGAACUCUACGGAAUAUCUUCACCUCUCGAGACAGACAGGCAGAGGGACAGUCACAGGAGCAUUGCGCCAACCCUCUCCUGUCCGAUACGAUGACACCAGAAGAGAUCAAAGAAUGGGAGGAGGCUGAGAUGGACAAGCCAAUGGAAAUUGAUCAGAUCCGAAUAGAUCCCUCCCCUUUCCAGCUAGUGGAGAGGACAUCAUUACACAAGACCCACACUCUCUUCUCAUUACUGGGCCUGAGUCAUGCCUAUGUCACCAGUAUCGGAAAACUGGUGGGUGUUGUUGCACUUAAAGAGCUGCAAAAGGCCAUCGAGGGCUCCACCCGUAGCGGGGUCCGGCUACGUCCCCCUCUGGCCAGCUUCAGCAACACCAGUCGAAAGUCAUCCAAACCCCAGGCAACCUCCGCUCCCUCCUCCCCGACCACCCCCUCCUCCCCUCUCUCCCAGGCUCCCAUCUUCCCCCAUGCCACUGCCCCGCCACCUCCCCCGACACAGGAGGAGAUGGAGGUGUGGAUCGAGGGCACGAGGCGGGAGGUGGCAGAGGUGAACAGCAGCAGUAGUAGUAGCCUCAGCGGAACGGGGAGCAGCAGUAGCAACAGUAGCCCCUCACUACCCCACUCCUUGCCCCUCUCCAUCCCCCUCACCUCGCCCCUCUCCAUGCCCCUCACCGUUGCCCUCUCCAUCCCCCUCGCCGCCUUCUCCUCUCCCCUCACCGCCCUCCGGCCUGUCGCAAAGCAGCAAGUGGAGGAGGAGAGUGAAGAUGAGCAGCCCAUCUAGCCUUAUAGACGAGUGAUGUUUUUUUAUAACGUUUUUUUUUUUUAUGGUGUGAAUUUCUCUUCUAGUCUUUCUCUAUCCCUCCAUCUUCUCUCUCUCCCUAUUGCCCUUUCCCUCUUUCGCUCUCUCGCUGUUCCUUCUCGCACCCUCUUUCUUCACUCGAUGAAUGAUGUCUAUGAAUGCACGAGGAGAAAUCAUCUGGGCUCGAUAGUAGUACUUGACUUUUUAAGAUUAGAGUUGGUGUCAUUGGUUUUUAAACAGGAGACGAUGGCUACCAGUGGUGCUCCAAGAGCUAAAAAAUCAACAAGGCCCCAAAACGACCUUUACUAAACCCAUCCUCACCUUGGGAGGGAGUUUUAUGAUCACCAUGCUGGGUUGAUAGAUGACAGUGUUAAAUCAGACUGACGACAGCCAACUCAGAUGUAAUGAUGCUAGAGGUUUUUUACUUAAUGAUGCCAUGACUCCAGCUGAACAACCGCCAUCCUCCUCUGUAAUUGAGAUGAAUCGCUCACUUGAUGAUAACGCAAAACAAACAUAUACUGAUGACAUUAUUAUGACACUUGGUGACUUUUACGUUGGUGACUUUUCCUGCCUCCCAAAAAAAGCUGGGUUGUGUUCAUUAGGCACCAGAUGGAGAUAAACGGACUGAAACAGGGGGGACUACCUCGACCUUGGCCAAUAAGAAAGGCUCAUUUUCGUUUUACACUGCGAAACAUUGUAAAACAUUACCCUUUGCAUGCCCUAAUAAACAAAACCCUAAUGUUCUUCUGACACAAAUCAAAUCAUAUUUUAUUGGCCGCAUAGACAUAUUUAGCAGUUGGUAUUGCGGGUGUAGCGAAAUGUGUGUUCGUAGCUCCAACAGUGCAGUAGUAUCU
This is a messenger RNA of Oncorhynchus mykiss (rainbow trout), 3938 nucleotides long. RefSeq names its product chloride channel protein 1. Gene Ontology annotation, molecular function: voltage-gated chloride channel activity. The record is from RefSeq and is a predicted model, not a curated record. NCBI's taxonomy places the organism in Eukaryota, Metazoa, Chordata, Actinopteri, Salmoniformes, Salmonidae. Gene Ontology annotation, biological process: chloride transport; transmembrane transport. Gene Ontology annotation, cellular component: plasma membrane.